This is a messenger RNA of Aspergillus ibericus CBS 121593, 1788 nucleotides long. RefSeq names its product NDT80/PhoG-like DNA-binding family protein. The transcript is spliced from 2 exons. Gene Ontology annotation, cellular component: nuclear chromosome. Bases 1 to 1788 code for a protein of 595 amino acids. Lineage: Eukaryota; Fungi; Ascomycota; Eurotiomycetes; Eurotiales; Aspergillaceae. Gene Ontology annotation, biological process: positive regulation of transcription by RNA polymerase II; meiotic cell cycle. Gene Ontology annotation, molecular function: DNA binding; DNA-binding transcription factor activity. The record is from RefSeq and is a predicted model, not a curated record.
AUGGAGGGCUUCGAUACUAUGGCUAUGCCUUACCUGGCCAGCCCGCUGUCGCUCGGUAAUAUACAAAGCGCCGAUUACCUCAAUUCAAUGUCCGGCAUGGAUCUUCCAGACCAACGUUCCACAUUUGACUCCGAAACUUUUGUUAGUGGCGACGAUAUAUCUUUCCCUCAGCAUGCUUUACCUUCGUCAUCGUUGAAACGGUUCCCUCCUGGCUAUGAAGACCCCUUCACGGACAUUGUCGCCCCAUUCGAACCUGCGCCCCCCGAGCAGCCCCCUGACUCGUCUAUCGAUCACAACAAUAAAUUGCUGAGCUUCUCAAUGCCUGCGUACGGGUUUACGCUGCUUGAUUACUCACUACGGCGCACAUCAAUAUCGCUCUCGGCUCAGCUGCAUGGCAUGUUUUUUCUUGCGGAGUCACCUUGGACCACAUCCCCUACAGAAAAUGCCCCGCCUCAACAAGGAGCGGAGCUGACGUGCUACCGCCGGAAUCUGUUCCAGAUUACUGGCUCAGUCACCCUUCCACGAAGCCUACGCUACUUAAUGACGGAACAAGGCGAUCGGAUCCCUAUUCUGGCGCAAGAGCUCACCGUGUCUGCCACCGAAUCUGUCGAAGGCAAUCCGGUUAAGAUCAUCUCGGUUCCUUGGAAGACCCCCGCCGCGAAUAUAAAUCCUGCGGCUGAAGAUGGAAACAAUGCUAGUAACGGGGGCGGCGGCAAUACCCACAACAACACUACUGUUAAAGUUGAAAAAGAGCCCCCUCCGAUUCCGUUGGAUAUUAUGGCUGGACAGGACCUCGACACCGACUAUGCCACCUUCCCCAUCGCAUGGAAGCGGCUUCAAUUCCGCGUUGCUACCGCCAAUAACGGACGUCGCAAAGAGCUUCAGCAGCACUUCGUCAUUCGCCUAAAGGUUGUCGCCACGUUGUCCACUGGUGCUAAGAUACCCAUCUGCGAGGUACAGUCAGGACCCGUAAUAGUCCGGGGACGGAGUCCCCGCAACUUCCAGUCUCGCAAGGACCUGCCUUUGAGUGGCAGCGCUGCUGCAUCGCGGAAGAAUGCGCAAGCCGCUCACUCAGGCUCUGUCAACCGGACUCCAGCCAACGACACUACGCCGCAUUCAAGCCUAACACCGGCGGCUAAGGCCAAAGUCACAGUGAAGAGCAGCUCCCCGGAGACGUCCGUUUCUCAAGGUGGUAUAGCUGCACAACAAGCUUCCCCGGAUUGGACACAUAUUCCGCCUCCUGUUGGUGGUGCAAUUCCCUCUGCGACUCUGCCUCACUCGAGCGUAUACUCUCAGUCUAGUCCGGAGUUUUCACGGCCGCCAGAGGUCCCGCGGCACCCGGCCACGGUAACCGCUCCCAUAAACUUAUCCCUUCUCGAAGAUGAUGAUGGCAACGAAUCGGUCAACCUGGCUGAUCCUGCCCAGUCAGCGUCCUCGUAUACACAUGAUAUAUCACACAAGAUUUUGAACGUGGAAAGUUCUGCACCGCCGACCAAAAUGCGCAAGUUGUCCCAUGGCUUACCUGAAGCACCAUCGCGAAGCACCUCUUCAUUACCAUUACUGAAUACCACCAACAUGCAGCAGCCCUUCGCUUCAACACUCCCAUUUCCAAAUGAGAGUGCCGACCUACUAUACGAGUAUUUUCCCUUAGGCCUGGAUGACUGGCAAGCACCCGUUGACGCCGUAUAUCGACCGCAUGUAGUGCAUCAUACCAACCUGCCGGAAGUGAAAUUUGUUACUGCGCGCGGACGCAGCAAACGGUACUUUGCUGCAGAAGAUGUCUUCUGA